AUGGCAUUCUGGAAAUUUCUCACCAGGGAGUCGAUACUCAGCCUUUGCGUCUUAGGCACGAGAAGAGUUGCAACAACCUUACCCGCCGUUCCUGUUGCCACGUUUUUCGGGCUGUUGACUCCGCCAGAACUGCACAUUACCCGAGACCGGAGCCCUCUCGACCAGCUUCCCGCUCGUAGAAGUGGACCUGGCCCAGGAUGUUCCAGGCCCACAACAGCCGCUGUCACGAAGGUUAAAGCUAUAAAUUGCUCAGUUCUCCCGCCAAACCUUCAAUAUGCCGGAACGGCCACAAAAACCCGGUCUAUUCCGUUUGUGGCAAGCGGGCUGGUUUAA
Molecule: messenger RNA, 333 nt
Organism: Histoplasma capsulatum G186AR
Lineage: Eukaryota; Fungi; Ascomycota; Eurotiomycetes; Onygenales; Ajellomycetaceae
Exons: 1
Coding region: 1-333 (110 amino acids)
Source: RefSeq, a predicted model, not a curated record